This is a messenger RNA of Cladophialophora psammophila CBS 110553, 1707 nucleotides long. RefSeq lists its product as uncharacterized. NCBI's taxonomy places the organism in Eukaryota, Fungi, Ascomycota, Eurotiomycetes, Chaetothyriales, Herpotrichiellaceae. Bases 1 to 1707 code for a protein of 568 amino acids. The transcript is spliced from 12 exons. The record is from RefSeq and is a predicted model, not a curated record.
AUGCCUCACGUGGACCUGCCUACGCCCACGAUUGAGAUCCUAGAUCAGGUUCAUUCGAAGCCAGACCAUAUCAAGAUAAUCCAUGUCGGGGCUGGAGCUUCUGGCCUUCUGAUGGCCUAUAAGGCCAGAAAGAUGCUUCAGAACUUCGAACUCAUUCUUUAUGAAAAAAACCCUGAGAUCGGAGGUACUUGGUGGGAAAAUCGAUAUCCAGGAUGUGCUUGCGACAUUCCAGCACAUUGCUAUACAUAUUCAUUUGAGCCGAACACGGAGUGGUCGGCAUUCUACGCUGGCAGCAGCGAGAUCCAGGACUAUUUCAUGAAUUUCUAUAAGAAAUACGAGCUAGAACCCUUUGUCAGACUUGAACACGAAGUUCUUGGCGCAACCUGGGAUGAACUCGAGGGAACUUGGGAUGUCGAAAUGCGGCACAAUGGCAAUGUAUUUCAUGACCGGUGCAACGUUUUGAUCAACGGAUCUGGUGUUGUCAACAAGUGGAAGUGGCCUGCCAUUGAGGGUUUGCACAGCUUCGGCGGCAAGCUAGCACACUCAGCUGCCUGGGAUGAAACCAUUGAUCCCACAGACCAGAGAGUUGCCGUUAUCGGGACCGGAUCAAGUUCUAUUCAAAUGGUUCCGAACCUCGCAAAGGGUGCAAAAUCCUUAACUGUUUUCAUGCGUAAUCGGUUCUGGAUCUCUCCACAGAUCCCGACAGAUACGCAGAAACUAGAGACAUCGAACCGCGAAGCAAUAAUCGGUAGGCACACCUACACCGAGGAUGACAAACGGUCCUUUCAGGACGAUGAGAACUUCCAUCUCUCCUAUCGCAAAGAAUUAGAGUCCAAGAUGGGGAAAAAGUUCUCGGUCUUUUUGCGCGGCACUCCGGACAAUGAAGCUGCCAAGAAGAUCUUCAGGGCGGAUAUGCUAAAGAAGCUUGGUCCUGGCCACGAAGAAUUGCUCGGGAAGAUAAUUCCAGAUUGGUCUCCUGGUUGUCGAAGAAUGACACCUGGAGAGGGCUACCUUGAGGCACUGGCUCAACCACAUGUAUCCACCGUGCACGAAGAAAUCGUCAAAAUCACCCCAACAGGUCUGUUGACCUCCAACGGAAAGGAGAUCGAGGUAGACAUUAUUGCUUGUGGGACCGGAUUUGAAACUGCUUACGUACCGCACUUCAAGAUUACCGGCGUCAAUGGCAUCGUCAUGCAAGAACACUGGGCAGAGGAAUCAAACAUCUACUGCUCCAUCGCCGGCCCAGGUUUUCCGAAUUACUGGGUCAUUAACGGUCCUAGAGGAAAUUGGGGACAGGGUUGUGCACUUCCAUCUCAUGAAGUUCAGAUCGAAUACACGAUCCAAUGCAUCAACAAAAUGCAAAGACACAAGAUCCAGUCUAUGGAAGUGAAGCAGAGACCUACGACAGAUUUCAAUAAUCAUAUGGACGCAUGGCACGCAAAAUAUUCUGUCUGGGCUGAGAAAUGUCGCAGCUGGUACAAGAAAAACAAACCUGAAGGCCGAGUCUACAUCUGGGGCGGGUCACUCUUACACCUGCUCAAAACGCUUCGAACCCCUCAGUUUGAGCACUACCACAUCACUUAUAAGAAUCCAGACGACUGCUGGGCAUUUUUGGGCAAUGGGCUUACCGAGGCAGAUGUGGCUGGAACAGUAGAAAGGCUGACUCCUUUUAUCAGGAAUUCUGACACUCCAUGGGAUAUUGUGUAG